This is a messenger RNA of Penicillium paradoxum, 1929 nucleotides long. RefSeq lists its product as uncharacterized. NCBI's taxonomy places the organism in Eukaryota, Fungi, Ascomycota, Eurotiomycetes, Eurotiales, Aspergillaceae. The transcript has a single exon. The coding region runs from base 1 to 1929 and encodes 642 amino acids. The record is from RefSeq and is a predicted model, not a curated record.
AUGUACAUUCGGGCUUUUGUUGCUGCUCUUUGCCUUCUUGGGCCAGCCAAUGCGGCGCCCACUGCCUACACUGGUCUUGCUGCCCGUGAUGACCAGACCCCUACAGUGUGGCCCCCUCCCCAAGAGAUCUCGCUAGCAGGCAAUAAGGUCUCACUCGAUGGCGAUGUCACCAUCGUAACCGGCAAGGCCAAGGACGAGGCCACGAUUAACGCAGUCAAAGCGGUCGUGACUGCCGCCGGUGGCAAUGCCGCCGUCUCGUCUGAGUCCACCGGCAGCGGCACGCAGAUCUUCAUCGGAACCAUAGGGGAAAAUGCCGCCGGAGCUGCCGCUGCCAAAGCUCUCACUGGAAAGUCUGCAGAUGGUCUCGAUCCCGAUGGCUACGUCCUCGCGGCUGGUAACUAUGAAGACAAGCCGAGCAUUGUCCUCAAUGGCGUGGACGAUCGUGGCACGUUCUACGCGGUACAGACUCUUCGCCAACUUCUCGAUGGCAGCCAAGUUCCAGGUAUCAAAGUGCGCGACUGGCCGCUCAUGUCUAUCCGCGGGUCGAUCGAGGGCUUCUACGGCGUCCCCUGGUCUCACCAGGCACGUCUCGACCAGUAUGCCUUCUACGCAAAGCACAAGAUGAACACCUACAUCUACACGCCUAAGGAUGACCCGCUUCUCCGCUCCAAGUGGCGCACUGAAUACACCGGCGAGGCGCUUUCCGAACUCCAGGAGCUCGUUGACACUGCAAAUGCCAACCAUGUCGACUUCACCUUUGCUCUUUCGCCCGGCCUGGACCUUUGCUACUCGUCCGAUGACGAUUUCACCGCUACCACAGCCAAGCUUGAUCAGAUUCGCGACCUUGGUGUCCACAGCUUCUAUAUUGCUCUCGAUGAUAUUGGUCUCGAGUUCCACUGCGACUCAGACAAGAAUAAGUGGGCUGACACUGGCGAUUCGAGCAACAUCGCCGAGGCCCAGACCUACUACCUGAACCGUGUUCAAAGCGAGUGGAUUGAAGCGAACAACCUCGACAAUCUCGAGACCGUCCCAACCAACUACGCCGGCAGCUCCUCAGACCCCUACAAGAAGAAAUUCGGCACCACCCUGAACAAGAACAUCCGCGUCCAGUGGACCGGCGAAGGAAUCUUCAGCGACGAAAUCACCGUCGAAAGCGUCCAAACCGCCGACACCACCUACAACACCGACAACCUAUUCAUUUGGGACAACUUCCCCGUCAACGAUGCCGAUCGUGAUCGCCUGUUCCUCAACCCACUAACCGGCCGCGCCGCCGAGCUCUACAAAGACAUUCUCGGCUUCACCACGAACCCAAUGCAACAAUCCUACGCAUCCAUGCUCUCCCUCGCCAACUACGCCGACUACACCUGGAACGGACCAGCCUACAACGCGGACGACUCAACCGCCGCAAUCCUGAAAGAGCUCGCCGGCAACGACAAGAAAGUGCAAGACGCGCUCGACGCCUUCGUCGACCUCCACCAGAACUGGCCCUACCGCAACCCAGCAGUCAACUCCCCCAAGAUCGACGCCGACAUCAAAGCCUUCUGGGCCGCGCGCAAAGACUCCAGCGACGGCGCCCAGCCACUCAGCGACCGUCUCAAGCUCCUCGCCACCGUACCGGACGUACUCCCCGGUAUGGCUAUGAAGGGCUUCGCCAAUGAUGUUGCUCCCUGGGCGGAUGUCGUGAUGCAGUGGGCUACUGCGUGCCAGCAUUUGAUCACCAUGUUGGAGGCGAUUGAUGGUGGGGAUACAGCGAAGGCGGAUAGCGAGUAUAAGAGUGCGGAGGAGUGGAUUGAGAAGACGAAGGCGAAGACUGUUGAUGAUCGGGAUAGUUCGGGUACGGAUAUUCCUGACUCGAUUGUUCCGGCUGUUGGCGGUGAUGCGUUUACCAAGUUCCUUUCUGAUGCUAAGGCUGUGAAGGAUGGGCAGUAG